UGUAAAUUUAACCUGAAUCUAGAACAUUGCUGUAGUUGUUUAUAGUUUUAGUUUUAACAUUUUAAAAUAAAUUAAAACUGUUAAAUACUAUAAUAUUGACGAUAUAAUGUCAUUCCUAAGACCGUUAUGUAACUUGAGUAAUAUCAAAAAUAUUCCAUCUAUAAUACGAAGAUGUUAUUCUCAAAAUUCUAUAAAUUUAUCUGAUCCAACAGUUUUGAAUUAUCUGAAAUAUCUAAUGUUGCAGCAUGAAGAUCUAGCCACAAAAUCACGAACACCUGAAGAAUCUAAACGAUUGUUUGAUAUAAAACCUAUAGUUAAUGUUCUGGAGCAAAGGAUCGCUCUAUACGACAGUAUCGAGUCACUGAAGGAUCUCAACAAAAAGGAAAGUGAAGAUAGUGAAAUGAAAAAAAUGAUUAAAGAAGAGGCUCAAAUAUACUUAAGUAGUUUGAAGUCAAUUGAUGAAGAGUUGCAGCAGAUAUUGCUAGAACCUAUUCUUACUGAUGGCGGUAUCUUACUGGAAGUGACGGCUGGUGCCGGUGGCCAAGAAGCUAUGCUAUUUGCGAGGGAACUCUUUCAACUAUAUGAUUUGUAUGCAAAAUAUAAAGAUUGGGAGGUCAAUAUAGCUUCAAUUGAGAAAUCAGACCUUGGGGGUAUUAGAAAGGCGUCAAUGUUAAUAGAAGGGUAUGGUGUUCCAGAGUUAAUGAGAAUAGAAGCUGGAGUCCACCGUGUCCAAAGAAUUCCAUCAACAGAAAAGAGCAGUCGAAUCCAUACUAGUACAGUCUCAGUAGCCGUACUUCCCCAACCAACAGACAUAGAACUUAGUAUUCCUGAGAAAGAUAUUACGAUAGAAACAAAGAGAGCCAGUGGAGCUGGCGGCCAGCAUGUCAACACCACAGACAGUGCCGUCAGAAUCAUACACAUUCCUACUGGUACUGCAGUUGAGUGUCAAGAGGGCAGGUCACAGAUAAAGAACAAAGAAAUUGCAAUGCAGAAAUUAAAAACAAUAUUAUUACAAAAACAAAUUGAAGAGCAAUCUUCUAAAAUAAAUAGUGAGAGAAAAGCGCAGAUUGGCUCUGGUAAUAGAAAUGAAAAAAUCAGGACAUACAACUACCCUCAAGACCGAAUCACGGAACACAGGGAAGGUGGAGGCACCAUGCACAGUUUAAAGACAUUCAUGGAAGGAGGGGCACAACUCGAGCAGUUACAAGAGAGCCUACUGCGACAACAGAGGUACCAGAAUGUAGUAGAAGAAAUCAAUGAAUUUGUGAAGAAAUACCAGACAGAUGCCAAUAAUAAGUAAAGCUAUUAGGUAAUUUAUCCAUA
Molecule: messenger RNA, 1323 nt
Organism: Plodia interpunctella (Indianmeal moth)
Lineage: Eukaryota; Metazoa; Arthropoda; Insecta; Lepidoptera; Pyralidae
Gene: mRF1
Product: mitochondrial translation release factor 1
Exons: 2
Coding region: 107-1300 (397 amino acids)
Biological process (GO): translational termination
Molecular function (GO): translation release factor activity
Source: RefSeq, a predicted model, not a curated record